This is a messenger RNA of Aspergillus brunneoviolaceus CBS 621.78, 1693 nucleotides long. Its product is annotated as glycosyltransferase family 20 protein. Lineage: Eukaryota; Fungi; Ascomycota; Eurotiomycetes; Eurotiales; Aspergillaceae. Bases 155 to 1693 code for a protein of 512 amino acids. Gene Ontology annotation, cellular component: cytosol; alpha,alpha-trehalose-phosphate synthase complex (UDP-forming). Gene Ontology annotation, molecular function: alpha,alpha-trehalose-phosphate synthase (UDP-forming) activity. Gene Ontology annotation, biological process: cellular response to heat; trehalose biosynthetic process. The record is from RefSeq and is a predicted model, not a curated record. The transcript is spliced from 5 exons.
GGCAUCUUUUUACAUUCUUAUCCUCACCUUAUCGAACCUGAUCCGAGCUCUGAUCCAUAUCCUGCUUUGGUGUCAAUUUGCAUCAUUGGUCAGUGAGCUUGACUGCGCAUCUUUCGCCAUCUAGUUUUGCGCAAUCGCCUGCAUCACCGUCAGCAUGCCUUCUCUCAAUAACCCCGUCCCGAACGAGGCUAGGCUGUUACUAGUCUCCAACCGCCUCCCUAUCACCAUCAAGCGAUCUGAGGAUGGCAGAUACGACUUCUCCAUGUCUUCUGGAGGAUUGGUUAGUGGACUCAGCGGUCUCUCGAAGUCCACGACUUUCCAAUGGUACGGCUGGCCCGGUCUGGAAGUCCCAGAGGAGGAAAUUCCCGAGGUAAAAAAACGUCUGAAGGAAGAGUACGGGGCUGUGCCGGUCUUCAUCGAUGACGAGCUUGCGGAUCGUCACUACAAUGGGUUCUCCAACUCGAUCCUCUGGCCUCUUUUCCAUUAUCACCCUGGUGAGAUCACCUUCGAUGAAUCUGCCUGGGAGGCAUACAAGGAAGCCAACCGCCUCUUCGCCAAGGCCGUUGCGAAAGAAGUUCAAGACGGUGAUUUAAUCUGGGUCCAUGAUUAUCAUCUGAUGCUGCUCCCGGAGAUGCUUCGCGAAGAGAUUGGCAACAGCAAAGAGAACGUUAAGAUCGGAUUCUUCCUUCACACGCCCUUCCCUAGCAGCGAAAUCUAUAGAAUCCUGCCUGUGCGGAAUGAGUUACUGCUCGGCGUCCUUCACUGUGACUUGAUCGGCUUUCACACCUACGAUUAUACCAGACACUUUCUGAGUGCCUGCUCGCGUUUGCUGGGGUUGCCUACUACUCCAAAUGGAAUCGAGUUCCAGGGCAAAUUGAUUGCCUGUGGCGCCUUCCCAAUCGGCAUCGAUCCCGAGAAGUUUGAGGAGGGUCUCAAGAAGGAAAAAGUUCAAAAACGCAUUGCAAUGCUAGAGCAGAAAUUCCAGGGCGUGAAGCUAAUGGUGGGCGUCGACCGUCUUGACUAUAUUAAGGGCGUCCCUCAAAAGCUACAUGCGCUUGAGGUCUUCCUCAGUGAUCAUCCUGAGUGGGUUGGAAAGGUUGUACUGGUUCAGGUAGCGGUUCCCAGCAGACAAGACGUGGAAGAGUACCAAAACCUAAGGGCUGUGGUCAACGAACUCGUGGGCCGCAUCAACGGUAAAUUUGGCACUGUUGAGUUCAUGCCGAUUCACUUCCUACAUAAGUCAGUCAACUUCGACGAACUGAUCGCUCUCUACGCCGUAUCCGAUGCCUGCAUUGUCUCAUCCACACGUGAUGGCAUGAAUCUCGUGGCCUACGAAUACAUUGCCACUCAAAAGAAACGCCAUGGCAGCUUGGUUCUCUCGGAGUUCGCGGGUGCGGCGCAAAGCUUGAAUGGCAGUAUUAUUAUCAACCCCUGGAACACCGAAGAGCUUGCAGCGGCUUAUCAGGAGGCUGUCACAAUGAGCGAUGAGCAGAGGGCCUUGAACUUCUCUAAGCUGGACAAAUAUGUCAACAAGUAUACAAGCGCAUUCUGGGGCCAGUCAUUUGUUACUGAGCUGACUCGGAUAUCGACUCAAUCGGCGGAAAAGUUCCAAGCCAGGAAGGCUAGUAUAAUUCCAGGCCCCUCUAACCAUUCGGAGCACACGAAUGGUGUCAAGGCUCCGCAAGAAGCAUAG